Molecule: messenger RNA, 2421 nt
Organism: Labrus bergylta (ballan wrasse)
Lineage: Eukaryota; Metazoa; Chordata; Actinopteri; Labriformes; Labridae
Source: RefSeq, a predicted model, not a curated record
AUGCCUAAAGAAGUGGACUUCAACCAGUCAUAUGAUGGGCAUACCCUGUUGUCUCAGAACACCUUCAACACCAACGAGGAUCAACUCUCCCAAAAUUUGGCUAAGAUCUCUCUUCAGAAGCUAGCUGAAGUUCUACGAGUGGAUGCAAACACCUGUGUGGAUGGAAAUUGUAACUCAUUGCAACCUGAGCCAAAUUCAAGACGUCAAAAAUUGAUCAUACAAAGUUCGGUGUCCCAACACUUCCCAAAGCCACCAGAAGAUCUGAAGAACAAACUUCUGCAGCACCUGGAAAAUGUGAAGGAAACUGCGAGCAAUGAGAUUGUGAGGCUGCACCCCCUGUUGGAAUGUAUGGAGUUGACGGGAUGUCUGAUUGAGUGCUACCAUUGUCAGACAUUUUCUCACCUCCAUUAUCUACUCCAAAAUAUCAGCUCCAUUCAGAGUUCCUUUGUGCUGCUGAACUGGGGUUUACAGGCAUAUAUGAGUCGGGAUCACCUCGACCUCCCAGACCUUCCAGGACUGGAACCACCAAAAGUCGACCAUCUCCUGUUGUUAGAUUGGUUUGUCCAAGCAACAGACACGGUGCUUGCAGUAGUGCAGACAGAUGUCAAAGGGUCCCUGGAGAAAAUCCUGCAAAAUGAGAGAAACCAAUCAGGCAGCGAUACAGAUGAAGCUUUUGUUGGACUUUAUAUGGACAUGAUUCAGUAUAUUGAUGCUAUCCCUAAAGAAGCACAAAAAAUCAGUCAACAUCUGUCUGAUCGGGUGGAGGAGGUUUGUUUCAAAGAGCUGCUGAGCUUCCUGGAGAGGUACACUGCUGAGCAGAUUGAGACUCUAAGCAAAGAAGCAAAAAGGGACAAGCCAAAAUCGUGGCACUUCUUGAAGACUUUAAACUCCUGCAAACAUCUCAAGGAGUAUGUCCAGAAGAAAGAUACAACCAUCAACGGAUCAAUUCCUCAAAAAACUGUGGCAACACUUGAAAAGAUGGAGGACUCCACUUUCAAACUUUUGCGUGAAGUUGUGUCUGACCUCGCAGAGAGACAUCUUAAGAAUUACUUCAAAACUGACAAAAAGCACUUCACCCUGAGCCAUGCACUAAAGGAAUUUUUUCCCAAGACACAGUGCUCUGAGGACAUACUGAAGAAAGUGAUGGAUGACGCCUAUGAGGUCAUCACUCAAAUUUACCUCAAACAUCUUCGCCAAAGAAGUCAGAGAAAGCUGCGGAGGUCCUGGAGUCCUGAAGUUGGACAAACUGUCACUGAAGAUGCUGAGCUACUUCACAACACCAUCGCAGAGCUGGCCCCUGGUGUCCAGGAGUGGAACCUCAUGCUGCUUAAAGUUGCAGAACUGUUGGAAUGCUCCGACAUCGAGGCAGUGAAGGUUGUCGCAGCCGAGAUAUUUACAACAUGGAGCGAGGGCCCUGAUCUUCUGCCCAAACUGCUACGAUGGAAGGGGCUUCCUGGAUGGCAGGUUGAGGAGGUGCUGGACGCCAUUCCAGGGCGACAACCCAGAUCUGUGUUCUGCUUCUCUGCUCUGAAGUGCUGCUGAAGGCUGACGACAAUCAACUGCAACAAGCAAAGAGAGGCGAGCUGAAAGUCCACUCCGUUAAAGAUAUCACCUCUGAUUUAUAUCAACCUUUUUAAAACCUCGUUUGAAGUUACACAUGUGUGUACUGUAUAUAUAAACAAGCAGAGAAGUUACUUAACCUUUGAUAAGCUUUGACACAAAAGUAGGUCUUUCUGAGUAAGUUACACUAAUCAUAUCUGAUUUCCGUACAUAUUGUUGUCAUCUCAGGACUUCUUUUUAAGUCUUCUUUUUAAGAGUUAUUCUUUUUUUUGUAGAAAGCUUUGUUGCAAAAAUAUUUUGUCCUCGAUUUGCAAAGUAACACAAGUCUUAUGACACUAAGCUAAGAGAUACAAUCUCCACAAAAGCUAAAUAGGAAAAUUAUUUUGGUCGUUUGAGUUGUUUACAUGUUUUUUUAUUUUUUAUUUAUCCGGAUUAUGGUUGAAGAAAAUGGCACAAUGAUUGAGCAACGUUGACAGAAAUACUAAGCUGAAUUUCUGCUUAUGCUAAUUUUUUUUGCUGAACUACGCUGUUUAAGGGAUUAUUUUGUUAAGAUGUGGUUAUCAAAAGGCGUUACAUUGAAGGGAAACGUUGUUGCUUACUCUUGUUUCAAACCCCUUAAAAGCUUGUCUUUGUCUUAAGCGGCCUGGAUGUGUAAGCCGGAUGGCGACAGCUUUUUAGCGCCAACAAAAAAAAAACCAGCCUUGAAAUUACUCUCUGGAAAUCCACAGGUUAUUUAAAUAUAGCACAUUUUGUGUUUGUCCUUUAUUACUGCUGUUGCACAGGAAGUGAUGAAUCUUUUGACCAAUCAGCAGACUGCAGUGUGUCUAGCUUCACCCUUUAGGGUCUGAUUGGUACGCCUGG